Molecule: messenger RNA, 1206 nt
Organism: Alternaria burnsii
Lineage: Eukaryota; Fungi; Ascomycota; Dothideomycetes; Pleosporales; Pleosporaceae
Exons: 3
Coding region: 1-1206 (401 amino acids)
Source: RefSeq, a predicted model, not a curated record
AUGGGACUGUUCUUGAAGACGGCGCAGACCUUUAGGAGCAACAUCCACGAGCCCCGCUACAAUCCGUAUGAAUACCCGCCUCCACAGGGACAGUAUGGAGCUCCACCGCCACAGGGACAGUAUGGGGCGCCGCCUCCACCGGCACAGUACAUCCAGGCUGCAUUCCAGUCCAGCGAGUCUAGUUGGUCGAUAUAUCGUGGUUUCAGCUACUUGCAUGCCCGUGUUAUACUUCAACUACAGGACGAACUUCGGUGUUUGGAGGACAAACUGGUAGAUCUUGACGAGAUGGAUCUCGAGAAUAGUAAUAGAGAUCAUCUGAUGUCUCGGAAGGACGACCUGCAGCAAGCCAGGAGAGAAGAGAAGGAGAGUGUACGUGCGGGACUUAUAAGCACUAUACAAGACAAGCUUGUCAACUAUAAUGAGAUACUAGCAAAGGCGCGCGAUCUUAACGCCUUCCAACGGCCGUCGAAUCGUGAUUACUAUAGCUUUCGCACUUGGUUCUGGAAUGAGAAGCCACGAGGAAUGCCAGGGAUGGACUCCUUAUCCAUAAUCAACAACACGGGCUCCGAGUGCUUCGCCAACCUGAACUCCGAUGAGUAUCUGUCUGACAAGUACCCAAAGCUCCAUGUCCAGCCAGAGGCCGACCUGCGCACAUGGCGUGGUUAUCUCGAUGAAAUCUGGACGCUAUUCGAUGGUCCUCUCGACUUCAUGAGGGUCGCCGUCGAGAAGGCACAGUGUCUUCCUGGAUAUCAAAGCUCCAUUCGCAAAGUCCUUCGGGGCGCAUGUUCCCUCAGUCCGAAGGUGCUUGCAUUACUCAUGACAGCCAAUUUGAUCCCGAGUGCUCAAGCCCAAAGGCAUGAUCUUGUACGGGAAUGGGGGAUACGUACUACUGGCGCAGUCACCGGAGGUUUUAGUAUCCCGAUCGCUGCAAUGGACCCCAAAACUGUCAGUCCUGGCCUUUGGUGGGGACUGAUUGCAGCCUGGGUCGUCACAACGGUGAUGUUCGUUGCGACCAACACCUACGUCAUUCCAAGGGGUCAUCGGAUGCGCUACUUGUGCACGUUAUUGCUCGUGGAAGGGCUUUUCGUGGUUGUCUUUGUGACGGCAUUGAUUCACGAUCCAGUGAAGAUGGCGACAAAGAUCCUCGCCAACAUGCCUGUUUUGACUGUCAUCAUCGCUGGGCUGUUGCCGCUUGCUUUCGAUUAA